This is a messenger RNA of Peronospora matthiolae, 96 nucleotides long. NCBI's taxonomy places the organism in Eukaryota, Oomycota, Peronosporomycetes, Peronosporales, Peronosporaceae. The record is from the annotation of a GenBank genome assembly.
AUGACUUGGCCGGAGACAGACGUGGAGGUCGUCGCAGCGAUGAAAAUGACGAGUCCGCUGCAGACGCGCAUCGUGGCUGAAGUUCGUGCGGACUAG